UCGCAUUCUUCACUUUCCUCACCAACACGGUGUUGUGGUUGUGAGAGUGUCCUCGUCUUCGUCGUCACUUUAAAGUGAAAAAGUUCGAUCCGGAUGUUCUUUGUUUAAUAAUACGACGGGAAUAAAUAAACAACGGAUUGUAAUAAUAAGUUGAAGGAAUCGAAAAACAAUGACAGUAAUGGAGGGAGGCCCUAUCCUGUCCGUGGUGCAAUUAAGCCAGGAUAGGAUAGUUCCGGGGCCGCCAGUGGGCCCCCCUCCUGGCACCACCGUGGUCCCCCCGGGUACAGUCGUCGUACCUCCGGGCGGAAUCGGUGGCCUCAUGCCACAGGGCACUCCUCCCAUUCAACCUCCUACCUCACCCGAGAUGCCCGUAUUUCUAUGUCCAAGAAGACCAAACUUGGGUCAUGAGGGACGUCCAAUUAUCCUUAAAGCGAAUCAUUUCCAAAUCUCUAUGCCACGAGGGUUCAUCCACCAUUACGAUGUGUCAAUCCAACCGGACAAGUGCCCACGUAAAGUAAAUAGAGAGAUUAUUGAAACGAUGGUUCACGCUUACUCCAAAAUUUUUGGGACUCUUAAACCCGUGUUCGACGGACGAUCAAAUCUUUACACAAGGGACCCGUUGCCAAUUGGAAAUGAUCGUGUCGAUCUCGAAGUGACAUUGCCUGGGGAGGGAAAGGAUAGAGUUUUUCGUGUUCAGAUUAAAUGGGUGGCUCGUGUUUCACUUUAUGCAUUAGAAGAGGCACUGGAAGGGCGAUCUCGAACAAUUCCAUAUGACGCUAUACAGGCAUUAGACGUAGUGAUGAGACACUUGCCAUCAAUGACGUAUACACCAGUCGGCAGGAGUUUCUUCUCGUCCCCCGACGGCUAUUAUCACCCUCUCGGAGGGGGCAGAGAAGUAUGGUUUGGAUUCCAUCAAUCAGUUCGUCCGUCUCAAUGGAAAAUGAUGCUCAACAUUGAUGUGUCUGCUACCGCAUUCUACAAGGCUCAACCAGUUAUAGAGUUUAUGUGCGAAGUGUUAGAUAUCCGCGAUAUCAAUGACCAGAGGAAGCCACUUGCUGACUCUCACCGAGUCAAGUUUACAAAGGAAAUCAAGGGACUUAAGAUUGAAAUAACUCAUUGUGGGAAUAUGAAAAGGAAAUAUCGUGUCUGCAAUGUUACGAGACGUCCAGCACAAAUGCAAAGUUUCCCACUCCAACUGGAAAACGGACAAACGGUCGAGUGCACCGUAGCCAAGUACUUCCUAGACAAAUACAAAAUGAAGUUGCGGUAUCCGAACCUUCCAUGCCUCCAAGUCGGUCAAGAGCACAAACAUACUUAUCUGCCUCUUGAGGUAUGCAACAUCGUGGCUGGUCAACGCUGCAUCAAGAAAUUGACCGAUAUGCAAACUUCCACAAUGAUCAAAGCAACUGCUCGUUCGGCUCCGGACAGAGAAAGGGAAAUUAACAAUUUGGUUCAUAAAGCAGACUUCAAUAAUGAUCCGUAUGUCCAAGAGUUUGGACUAACAAUUAGCAAUUCCAUGAUGGAAGUGAGAGGACGCGUGCUCCCUCCGCCUAAACUUCAAUAUGGCGGACGAGUAAGUACUACACAAUAUAUGACCAAAACUCAAGCUCUGCCAAAUCAGGGUGUAUGGGAUAUGAGAGGGAAGCAGUUUUUCACUGGUGUGGAAAUUAGAGUUUGGGCCAUUGCUUGCUUCGCUCCGCAACGAACGGUACGAGAAGAUGCUCUGCGCCAAUUUACACAACAACUGCAGAAAAUCAGUAACGACGCUGGAAUGCCUAUAAUUGGACAACCUUGUUUCUGCAAGUAUGCAACCGGACCUGAUCAAGUCGAACCGAUGUUCAAGUACCUAAAGUCAACUUUCCAAGGGCUUCAACUCGUCGUAGUUGUUCUUCCGGGUAAAACUCCAGUCUAUGCUGAAGUAAAGCGAGUGGGUGACACAGUUCUUGGGAUGGCGACACAAUGCGUCCAAGCAAAAAAUGUUAACAAAACGUCUCCUCAAACCUUGUCAAAUCUGUGUUUGAAGAUUAACGUAAAAUUGGGUGGCAUCAAUUCUAUCCUUGUGCCUAGUAUACGGCCGAAGGUCUUUAACGAACCAGUUGUGUUCCUUGGUGCUGAUGUGACACACCCACCAGCGGGUGACAAUAAGAAACCCUCGAUUGCUGCUGUCGUCGGAUCAAUGGAUGCUCAUCCAUCACGUUAUGCAGCAACUGUGCGAGUGCAGCAACAUCGUCAAGAAAUCAUCCAAGAAUUAUCAUCCAUGGUUCGUGAACUGUUGAUCAUGUUUUACAAGAGCACAGGUGGAUACAAACCCCACCGUAUUAUUCUUUACCGAGAUGGAGUGUCCGAGGGACAAUUUCUCCAGGUCCUUCAACAUGAACUGACGGCAAUUCGUGAGGCGUGCAUCAAAUUAGAAGCAGACUACAAACCAGGGAUAACUUUCAUCGUGGUGCAGAAACGCCAUCACACACGUCUGUUUUGUGCCGAUAAGAAGGAGCAGUCUGGUAAAUCUGGGAACAUUCCUGCCGGCACGACCGUAGACGUUGGAAUUACACAUCCUACCGAGUUUGACUUUUACUUGUGCUCUCACCAAGGAAUUCAAGGAACAAGUCGGCCAUCUCAUUAUCAUGUUUUGUGGGACGAUAACCACUUUGAUGCAGAUGAGCUGCAGUGUUUGACAUACCAGCUCUGUCACACUUACGUUCGUUGUACUAGAAGUGUUUCCAUUCCAGCUCCGGCAUAUUACGCACACUUGGUCGCAUUCCGAGCUCGAUAUCAUUUAGUCGAAAAGGAGCACGACAGUGGAGAAGGGUCACAUCAAAGUGGUUGCAGUGACGAUAGAACUCCGGGAGCUAUGGCGAGAGCAAUUACAGUACAUGCCGACACCAAGAAGGUCAUGUACUUUGCUUGAUGCACUCGGCGCGGUUAGGCGACUAAAUUGUUAGACGGGAACGUCAUAUUACUGCUGGUUCUUUAAACCUAAACGGUUUAACCAUCAUCACUUAUUGCAAGUAGGACUCACCUACCUCACUCAACUUGUCUCACAUCUAUUAUCAAAAAAACCAUUCAUUGAACCAUCCGGGUUUAUAUGAAGAAUUCCAGUGCUACGUUUACUCAACGAUUCAAAUGCAGAAAGGCCAUGCAUGCAUAAAUUCAUGGCACUAAUCUUCUAUAGUUAGGUUUAGAUAAUACUCGUCUCUUGUUCAUCAGGACGGAUUCCAAAACAAAGCUUGCUAUUAAUUAGUACGUAGCUUGACAUUGACAUUGACUCCUCACAUGCCAUGCCGCGUAUCAUCUAGUUUUUUCUUGACUUUUGGGGAACUAAGUUUCUGAGUAAUACCGAAGAAAAUAUUAACUUGUUAUCAAGAAGAAGAAGAAAAGGCAACUAGGUUAUAUAACUACAUAAUUAUGGAUAUAUAAGAAAUAUUAUUAUGACUUGAGCAAAACUUUAAAAAUUAGUAUUACAAAAUGUAAUGACAAGUAAUAGUUAGACAAUAUAUUGGGCAGCCAAUAAUAGUCCCAAAAAUAAUAAACCUUCCCAAAGUCCAAUAACCAACCACGCCACAAAUAUUAUGAAAAAAAUCUGCAAAAUGAAAGUUACCGAAUGAAACGGCAGGUGAAUUAUACUGCUGCUGUUGCUGCUAAAAAUAUUGAUAAUUUCCUAACGAGAGUUUAGAGUUCUAGUUUUUCAUUAUAAUUAUUACUAUUCAUUAGUUAUUAUUAUUUUGUAUUCGAAUUGAAAGCCAAACGCUUCAAAUUUUAACCGUUCAUUUUUUAACCAAUACUGAAAAUGGUUCUAGUUUACUUACAUGCACGAUUUUUUUAACUAGAGUGGUAUGGGUUGUAACUUAUUUUCGAGUAGGUUGUGUCGUAGUGUGUAGUAAAUCGUUCAGAUAAUAGUUAGUUAGCUACGGGGGGGGAUGAGGAUGUAAAAAAAGAGAUUGUCCAUGUAAUGUGGAGUGAAAGGAAAAACAUGCAAAUAUUGGUACACUGGCCAGACUCAUUGUAUUAUAGAUGAAGACCAGAUGAAUAGAUUUCAAUUUCGUGUAUACCGUUUACCAGUAAAAUGCAAAAAAGUAAGUUUGCAAAAGGAAGGCUUUAGUAAAAAUUGAUCACACUAUUUUAAAAACAAUUGUUUUGUAUUGUAUCCAUUGUUGUAAACUGUACAUAAACUACUCUAAAAACAGAGAUUUAGUAUCUUCCUCUCGAGGAAGAUAACCCCUAAAAAUAUAUUGAUGUUGUGUUCGUCUGGUUAAAUUAGUAGCAGUCAUAGACUGAUGAAGUGUUAUAGUUCGUUGGAUGGAGAGAUAUAGGGGACAAAUGAGCUGACGGAGACAAUCAGACUUUUGACCACUCUCCGCUGUCAUUUAGUAGUCCUCUAAUCACUCCCGAAACGGUUUUCUGUAAGGAGAGUCAGGCUAUGAAUGAAGUCUGUCUCACUCGGCGAACACAAGAAUUUGGCAAAACAAAAUCUAUACGCGAACGAGGAAGAAAAAUCAUAAAUAGAAUUUAUUACAACAAAAUAGAAAUAUAUUAUGAUUCUUCAUGCAGCCGGAAACUAUAGCCUUUAACAUUUUUUACAGAAAACUUUGGAAAACAAUAAUGGCAAGUGAAAUUCAAGAGAGUUCCAUUUUAUAAAGCGAUAUAUACAAAUUAUGCAUUUCCAACAAUUCCGAUCCGUGUUCUUUCUUUUUGGGUUAAAAAUACGUAGGGAGGGAGGAAUCUAUGUCUGGCCAGCCAAUUAAGCAUGGUGCUAUAAAUACAUGUUUUGAAAUGUUUACUUUUUUUAUAGCACACAAUUUGUUACGAAAAACAAGUGUUCAGUUUACUUUCUGUCGCCCAUUUUUUAUUAUUAAAAACCAGGCAGGUUAUGACAGACAAGAGAGAAUCGUCUUUCGUCCGAAGGCAUUUAUCGAGUGGGAAAUUGCAGUAACUCCAACACCCUAGAAUCACCACAAAAUAUAUACUUGUGGUCACGAACUGUUCAAUAUUUUACUCAAGGUUGCAAUAUAUCUGGCCCAUUCAUCAAAUAGUAACAAUAAUAGAAAAGGGGAAAUGGAAAUUAAAGUAGGACAAGAAAGAGCUCAAAGAAUUUAGAAUUCCACUUUUGGCCUCCACGUCCUACAGAUUAGGAAAUUAGAAAAAAAA
Messenger RNA from Folsomia candida, 5145 nucleotides. It is a transcript of the gene AGO1, whose product is annotated as protein argonaute-2. Gene Ontology annotation, molecular function: protein binding; RNA binding. The coding region runs from base 170 to 2908 and encodes 912 amino acids. NCBI's taxonomy places the organism in Eukaryota, Metazoa, Arthropoda, Collembola, Entomobryomorpha, Isotomidae. The record is from RefSeq and is a predicted model, not a curated record. The transcript has 21 exons.